UUUUUCUGGCUUGCGAAUGCCGUUAUCCGGUGAGGCGGCACUGCGACGUGAGAUUGAGAAGGAGCAAAUCCGCAGGGAGAUUUUGCGGCGGAUAGAGUUGGAGGAGGAAGUGAGAAGGGAACUUGCAAUGGAGAAAGAGUUGGGGAUUUCAUUACCAAGGCCGCUGAUGACUAUUCCAGGACUAAUGUCUCAUUGGUCGAAUACAACUGUGAUGAACCCUGCUGCUGUUGCUCAUAUAGGUGUGUCGCAACCACCGUCGGUUUUGCCCCCUGCAGAAAUCAACCCUUCUUCGGAGAUCAAUGACAAGGGCAAAGUUAUUGUGUUGGAUAAGCCGGAUCCUGAUCUCUUUAAUGCAAAACGAAAAGCAACUACGCCUCCUGUUUCUGAAAUUGAACCUUUUGCAUUUAGUUUGAAGAAAAAACCGAAGGAGGAGUGGAGUUGUGCACUUUGCGACAUUAAAGCUACAAGCGAGAGUGGUUUGAAUGCUCAUUUAAACGGUAAGAAGCACAAGGCCAGAGAAGCGGGAAAAAACAGGAAGAUUGCCAGGAGAAACAAAAAAAAUGGGAAAAAUGUAAUGGCUACUCAAACAGUUGUUGCUACCACAGAGUUAGAGGUUGAUGCAGAAAAAGAUCAACAACUUCUUCAACCUUGCACGGCCUUGGCAGCCAUGAAUGAGAUUGUUGCUACCACAGAGUUAGGGGUUGAUGCAGAAAUAGAUCAACAACUUCAUCAACCUUGCACAGCCUUGGACGCCAUGAAUGAGAUUGUCGCUACCACAGUGUUAGGGGUUGAUGCAGAAAAAGAUUUACAACUUCUUCAACCUUGCACAGCCUUAAAAGCCAUGAAUGAGAUUGUUGCUAACACAGAGUUAGGGAUUGAUGCAGAAAAAGAUUUACAACUUCUUCAGCCUUGCACAGCCUUGAAAGCCAUGAAUGAUAUUGCUGCUACCACAGAGUUAGGGGUUGAUGCAGAAAAAGAUCAACAAAUUCUUCAACCUUGCACAGCCUUGGAACCCAUGAAUGAGAUUGUUGUUGAUAAGGUUGUUGAAGAGAGUAAAAAAGAGGAGCAGCUUGUGAAUACGGUGGCUGAUAAUGAUACAAGUACAACAGAAUCAAAAAAUGAGAAAUUUGUGGCAAUGAUGGUUGGUAAAAAUAUAACUGAUUCUAAAAUUGAGGAGCAACUUGAGGGGGAGACAGUGGCUGAUAAUGGUGCAAGUGAGUAUAAGCUCGAGGAGAUGAUUGUCAGUAAUGAUGUUAUAAAAUUUAAAAAUGGGGGGCUGCUUGUGGAGAAAAGCCAAAGUGCAGGCUGUUUGGAGAGUAAAAAAGAUGCUGCAAUUGUGGAAGCUGAGAAGAUAAGUGCAUCAACAAAAAGGAGAAAGGUUGAAAGUUUGUGGUGUGAUAUUUGUCAAAUUAGCACUUUCUCAAAAGCUGUGAUGGAAGGUCAUGUGAAAGGGAAAAAACACAUAAAGAAAAUGAAGAAGUUUGGACAAAACAAAAACAAUGCAAGUCCCCCAUCCACUUCCUCUGUAUCACAAAGUUCUCCUAUGUUGAUCAAAGAUGCAUAAACUGUCAACAAAGAAGCAAGGUAAAGGUAGAACCAUUACUGAAGAAAUAAGUGAUUUUUUUUCAAUUCUGAUUAAGUACUUCGUCUAGUAGCUGAAUCAAGAGUAGUUAGAAUUUAUGAAGGAUUAUUAGCAUAUGCAGAGUGUUAUAAUAAUUUCUUGAAACUCCAUAUUUUUAAAACUAACUUGCAAACAUUUUUAAUGUGCUUUAUUUUUUUAUGUAAUGUUAUGGAGAGCAUUAUCUCAGGAACU
Molecule: messenger RNA, 1813 nt
Organism: Vicia villosa (hairy vetch)
Lineage: Eukaryota; Viridiplantae; Streptophyta; Magnoliopsida; Fabales; Fabaceae
Exons: 2
Coding region: 17-1564 (515 amino acids)
Molecular function (GO): nucleic acid binding; zinc ion binding
Source: RefSeq, a predicted model, not a curated record